This is a messenger RNA of Stereum hirsutum FP-91666 SS1, 522 nucleotides long. RefSeq lists its product as uncharacterized. NCBI's taxonomy places the organism in Eukaryota, Fungi, Basidiomycota, Agaricomycetes, Russulales, Stereaceae. The transcript has a single exon. The record is from RefSeq and is a predicted model, not a curated record. The coding region runs from base 1 to 522 and encodes 173 amino acids.
AUGGACCGGCUAUGGAACCUCGCCUUCCGCUACUUUCUCGACGUUGCUCGCGACGUUGUGCGCUCCCAUGUCGCCUUCAUUCCCGGUCUGUCCCUUUACAUCAAUGUCGACACCAUUUUCGAUUCGCUGGGCCAGGUCGCCGCAGACCAUGCGGAUGAAGCCCGCGAGAUCAUUCAGGGGGCAUACGGAGAGAUUCAGAGGAUUCUGGAUGAGAGUAAAAGGAAGAGCGGAAAUUUGGAGGAUGUGAGGCCGGAUGUGAAAGUCGAGCUGUUGAUUGUUUUUCGGAAGAGAACGGCGGAGUUGUAUGAGCUGGGCAAGAAGGUGGGUGGGAAUGCGGUGCAUGAGGUCUUGGAGAAGAAUACGCAGGCCAUGAAGGAUUUGGGUAGUGGGUAUGAGCAGUUGAAGACGUUAAUGGGGAGUGGGGGAGCGGAGGUGAAGAAGGCAUUAGAUAAAGCAUCGACUCAGAAUAAGGUGCGACCCACCUUUUGUAUUCGUCCCUUUUAUUACUUUGAGGGUGUUUGA